Molecule: messenger RNA, 6980 nt
Organism: Darwinula stevensoni
Lineage: Eukaryota; Metazoa; Arthropoda; Ostracoda; Podocopida; Darwinulidae
Source: the annotation of a GenBank genome assembly
GGAAGAUGGCGAUCGCCGUCAGCUUUUGUUUUCCUUCGUCUUCGGACCCUGCCCCGUGACUCCAUGGAUUCCGAGCAGACGGACGGUGACCGGGGUGGAGGCGACGGAGGAGGAGGAGGGGGAGAAGGGAGCACCCCUUCGAACCUGGACCGGAUGUCACCUCACCAGAAGCAGGUGUUCCUGGACAAAGUGAAGGCGUCGAACCAGGCGUGCAGCGAAGGAGACUUCCACACGGCCGUGCUGCUGUACACGCAGGCACUGGAGAUGGACCCGGGGAACGCCAUCCUCCACUCGAACAGGAGUGCCGCGCUGGUGAAGCUGGGGCAGGGGCACCGGGCGCUCCAGGACGCGAUCCGUGCGAGGGACAUCAGUCCCAAGUGGGGCAAGGCAUACUACCGGCAAGGAGUGGCGCUGCAGAGUCUCGGCCGGCCGGCGGAGGCACUGGCCGCCUUCGCCUCCGGCCUCGCCCAGGAGCCCAAGUCCACCCAACUUCUGGCCGGCCUCGUCGAGGCUGCCAUGAAGAGUCCCCUUCGAGCGACCCUGGAGCCAACCUAUCGCCAACUGCAGACGAUGCGCUUGGACAAGUCCCCCUUCGUGAUGAUCUCCGUGAUCGGCCAGGAGCUGCUGGCGGCGGGCCACUACUCCUCGGCUGUGGUGGUGCUGGAGUCUGCCCUGAGGAUCGGGACGUGCAGCCUGAAGCUCAGGGGCUCCGUCUUCUCGGCGCUGUCCUCGGCCUACUGGGCGCUCAACUCGCUGGAUAAGGCCCUGAACUACAUGCAGCAGGACCUGGCAGUGGCAAAAGCCCUCGGCGACAUCGCCGGGGAGUGCCGGGCCCACGGGAACCUCGGGUCGGCGUACUUCAGCAAGGGCUGCUUCCGGGAGGCCCUCACGUCCCACAGGUACCAGCUGGUACUGGCGAUGAAGUGCAAGGACACGGCGGCGGCGGCGGUGGCGCUAACGAGUCUGGGUCACGUGUACACGGCGAUCGGGGACUUCUCGAACGGGCUGGCGUCGCACAAGCAGUGCGUGCAGCUGGUCAAGCAGAUCGGGGACAAACUGCAGGAGGCGAGGGAGAUCGGCAAUGUGGGAGCGGUGUACCUGGCGACGGGGGACUUCGACAACGCGGUGCAGUGUCACAUGGAACAUCUCCGGAUCGCGAAGGAGUUGGGCAACAGGGUGGAAGAGGCGAGGGCGUACAGCAACCUGGGGUCGUCGCAUCACUACAAGAGGAACUUCGAGCAGGCGAUCACGUUCCACAAUCACGUGCUGGUGAUCGCGCAGGAAUUGAGGGACAAGACGAUCGAGGCGAGGGCGUACGCGGGGUUGGGACACGCGGCCAGGUGCAUGGGGGAUUACGUCCAGGCGAAGAAGUGGCACGAAAAGCAGCUGGACAUGGCGCUGGCGACCAAGGACAAAGUGGGGGAGGGGCGGGCGUGCUCCAAUCUGGGGAUCGUGUAUCAGUUGCUGGGAGACCAGGACGCGGCGUUGAAGUUGCACCAGGCUCAUCUGAACAUCGCUCGGGCGCUGGGCGACAGGGCGGGGAUGGGGCGGGCGUACGGGAACAUCGGGAACGCGUACAGCGCGAUGGGUUACUACGACCAGGCGAUCAAGUACCACAAGCAGGAACUGACGAUCUCGAAGGAGGUGAACGACCGGAACAGCGAGGCGUCGACGCACGGAAACCUGGCCGUGGCGUACCAGGCGGUGGGGAUGCACGAGAUGGCCCUGCUGCACUACCACAGCCACCUCGGGAUCGCGAGGGAACUGAAGGACACGGCAGGCGAGGCCUGUGCCCUCUGCAACCUCGGGAACUGCCAUUCAUCCCGCGGGGAGUUCGGCGAGGCCGUCCCGUACUACGAGCAGUACCUGAUGCUAUCGCAGGAGCUGCAGGACGUGGAGGGCGAAGCGAAGGCCUGCCACUUCCUCGGCUACGCCCACUACUGCCUCGGGAACUUCAAGGAGGCGAUCCGCUACUACGAGCAGGAUCUGUCGCUGGCGAAGGAUCUCCAAGACCGGAUGAGCAUGGGCAGGGCGUACUGCAACCUGGGCCUGGCUCAUCUGGCGCUCCAGCACCUGCAGAAGGCCCUGGACUGUCAGAAGUACUUCUUGGCCAUCGCCCACAUGAUGAAGCACGCGUCCGGGAAGUUUCGCGCCCUGGGGAACAUCGGGGACGUGCUGAUGAAGCAGGGAAACGUGGACGAGGCGAUCAAGAUCUACCAGAAGCAACUGGUGCUGGCGAAGAGCGUGCGGGACAAGGGGCUGGAGGGCUCGGCGUUCGGAGCGCUGGGGCAGGUGCACCGGCAGCUCAAGCGGCUGGACAAGGCGCUGGGGUUUCACACGCAGGAGUUGGCACUGAGGAGAGAAAUCGGAGACGUACGCGGCGAGUGCCGCGCCCAGAGCCACCUGGGUGCCGUGCACACGGCCCUCGGGAACCACGCGGGUGCCGUCCGGGCGUACACGGAGCAAUUGGAGAAGAGCAGGGCGCUGAGGGACAGCGGACUGGAGGCGCAGGCAUACGGGAACCUGGGCAUCGCACACCUCAACAUGAGGGAACCGCAGAAGGCGAAUGCCUUCUUCAGGCAACAGCUGUCCAUCCUCAACCAGCUCUCGUCCACUUCGGCUGCCAUCGAUAAGAUGUAUGCCCUGGAGAACAUGGGGACGUGCUAUACUGUGCUGGGGGAGCACAGCUCAGCGCUGCACUGCCACGAGGAGCAGCUCCGGCUGGCCCUGCAGAGCAAGAGCCUCCAGAAGCAGGAGGCUGCUUACAAGGCCCUCGGCACCACCCACAAGGCGCUCGGGAAUCUCCAGGAGGCACUGGUGAACUUUGAGAAGCGUUUGGUAGUCUCUCAUGAGCUGGCCACGCCUCAACUGAAGGCCUCUGCAUACGGGGACCUGGGGAACGUCCACCGGGAACUGGGCCAGUACGAACAAGCUAUGUCCUGCCUCGAGCACCAGAUGUCCAUAGCCCGGGAGCUGGGUGACCGGUUGCUGGAGGGUGAGGCGGCGGCAGGGCUCGGGCGGGUCUACCACUGCAUGGGGGACCCGACUCGAGCGCUCAAGUACCAUCAGCUGGACCUCAGCCUCGGGGAGGAGACGGGACAGAAAAGGGCACAGGCACGAGCCUUCCACAACAUCGGGGAGGCGUACGAGGCGCUCGGGAACCUCCAGGAUGCGCUCGGUUACCAGAAGGAUUUCCUCUGCCUUGCAUCGCAGCUCCAGGACCAGGAGGCCAAGACCAGUGCCUAUGCAUCACUUGGUCGAAUCCAUUUGAGCAUGGGUCGAAUGGGAGAGGCACUGGCAUCCUUUGAGGCUGGCUUAGAGCUUGCAGAGGGUCAGGGACACUGGGAGGAGGAGGCACGGCUGCGGCACCAGAUGGGGAUCACCCUGUGGAAGGAGGGGAACCUGGAAGAUGCUGCUCUGCAGCUUCGGAAGGCCUCCACUCUCCUGGACACCCUGCGCAAGCAGUCCCAGUGGUCCAAGGACCAGCGGCGGAAUGCCUUUCACCUCCAAACCGAAACGCUUCAUUCCCUUCAGAAAGUGUUGGUGUGUCUGGGCCGUUUGGAGGAGGCCCUGCUGGCCGCAGAGUGGGAGAAGUGCCGUAUUCCACUGGAGGUUGGGAGAGGGAAAGAACAUUGUCCGGCUACCCCAGCCGCUCUCAUGGAGCUCGUCCGCAGGCAGAAGGCCAGUGUCCUCUACUUCAGCAUUAUUGGCUCCACUCUCUUCACCUGGCUCAUCACCCCACAGAAAGGUGUGGUGGAGUUUGUUGAGCAGUCACUGGAAGUGGAGGGUGGGGAAGGGACCCUGAUAGAGCAGCAUCUGGAGAACAUGCGGGAGUCCCUCGGCGUGAACGUGAACUCCUCCGUGACGUCCCCUGCCUGUGCCGAUGGUGGGAGUGGCAGAGAGAACGUGGAAGAAGAGGAAGGGAACUACCUGAGGUUCUUCAACCGCUCGCAUCUCCUCAAUGCUUCCAGUUACUCCUUGUCGAGUCUCUUUAGCUUGGGCAGCGUGACGGGGAGCAUCGCGAGCGAAGCGGGAAGCAGAUGCGGGUCCAUGAGGUCUGCCGGUCCGUCUUGGCAGGGCCCGUCGUGCCUGCUGGCUCUCUACGAGCUCCUCGUGGCGCCGAUGGAUCAGUUCCUGCCACCGCCGUCUCAGCCGAGGGAACUCAUGCUGGUCUUGGACGGGGACUUGCACCUCGUUCCCUGGCCGGUCCUGAAGGGGCCGUCGUGCAACGAAUUCCUCUGCGAACGCUUCAGUCUUCUCGUCCUCCCGUCGCUGUCGGCUCUGCGCACCGGGCACAAAGGGAAGAGUCUCGUGGCGUCGGAGGAGAUCCCAUCCUCGGUGGUCGUGGGGAAUCCCGCCCUGCCGAAUGCGGUUCGGGCGGAAUGGGGCUGGCCCAACCUUCCCUACGCCGAGCAGGAGGCGAACAUCGUCGGAGAACUCCUGGGCGCGAAGCCGUUGGUCGGUCCCGCAGCGACGAAAGAGAACGUCCUUCGGGAGCUGGCAGACGCGCAGUGCAUCCACCUCGCGACCCACGUCUCGUGGCAGCUGUCGGCUCUGGUCGUGUCUCCGGGAGGCAUCGUGGAGCCCGGUCCGAUCAAGGACAAGGAGAACGGGGAGGAUCAAGAGACGGCAUCGGAUCUCUCCACGUCGCUCGAGGUCCCUCCUCCGAGUGAAUUCCUCUUGACUGCGACCGACAUACUCAACUUGAAACUCUCUGCCAAGCUGGUCGUGGUGAGCUCGUGUCACACGCGGGACGAGCGACAGGGCCGCGCUUCGACGCAGGGUGUCCUCCGCCUCGUGAGGAGCCUCCUCGCGGCUGGCGCUCACUGCGUCCUCGUCUCGCUCUGGCCCGUCCCCGACACGGCCGUCAAGAUCCUCCUUCGGACCUUCUACUCCUCGCUUCUACAGGGUGCACGCCUGAGUCGAGCCCUGAGCGAAGCCAUGAUGACGGUGCAGCACACGAAGCACUUCGCCCACCCGGCCAACUGGGCCGGGUUCCUCCUGUUCGGCGUCGAUGCCCGGCUCUCCAACAAGGUGGCGCUCAUGGGGCAGGCGUUGUGCCAGCUCCUGUCCACGCCGGACAAGUGUCGGCAUGCGCUCAGAGUCACGCUGCAUCUGGUGGAGAAAUCUCUGCAGCGCAUCAACCGCGGGCACAAGAACGCGAUGUACACGACGCAGCAGAGCAUCGCGAACAAAGUGGGAGAGGUGCAAGGCUGGAAGGACCUGCUCAUGUCGGUGGGAUUCAGGUUCGAGCCGCCGGCGAACGGGAUCCCGGCGAGCGUGUUCUUCCCGCAGAGCGACGCGGCGGGGCGCCUGCCGCAGUGCAGCGCGAGCCUCCAGGCGCUGCUGGGGCUGUCGUCGGCCUCGGUGCAGGCGCUGGCGAAGCUCCUGAUCUCGCCCGAGGCGGCCGAGGACCUCAUCGGGAUCGUCCGGGACGUGAUCGGGCAGUUCACCUCGCACGAGCUCGACAUGGAGAGCAUCGAGGUCCCGAUGAGCAUGAGUCUGUGGCGGAGACCCGGCUGCCACGAACUCCUCGCUUCUUUGGGCUUCGACUUGAUGGAGGUCGGUCGAGACCAGGUUCACCUUCGAACGGGGAAACAGGCCAAUAAGAGGAGUAUCCAUUUCGCACUCCAGGCCCUUCUCGCCCUAUUUGAUACCCAAGAAGCACCGCGAAGCCUGAGCCUGGACGAAUCCAGCAGCCUCGAGAGCCUGGAAUCCUCGAGCCUGAGUCACGCCGAGGACGAGCUGGAAGACGAGGACGAAGAGAGGCGGGACCGGACGUCGACGUCCCCGAUGGCCCUCUUCGGCAAGGGCGGAGCGUUCGCGUCCUACGUCCGGAGCCGCGGGGAACCGGACGGCCGGACGGCCGCCACCAACGAAUCCAAGCGCAGCGAGAGCGACGCCAACUUCACUCCCAGCCCGGUGGAUCCGUCUCACAAGGCCGGGUUCCACCUCCCCCUGCAGACGAGUCCCAAGGUCUCCUUGGCGCUGUCGCAUCAGACGAAGAUCCGCUCGAUGUACGAGAGCAGCAGCAGUGCCAGUUCCCUCACGGACUGGGAAGCGUCGAGCACCGCCCGCAAGGCGGUGCGAACGACGAACGACCCGACGAUCACGACGGUCGACAGCAUCCAGGAUCACAUCAUCGCGACCCAGAUGACCCGUCUGAACCGCGAAGCCCCGCUGACGGACGUGUACCGCGACCGCCACGUGGGACUCGGACUCGCCCCGCCCCUGUCCAAACUCCUCAUGUCCGUGAGCAAGGAGGACAUCGUGCUCUCCGAGGCCGAGAACAAGUCCGGCUCGGACGACACGUACGGGAACCUGGACCAGGUCUCGGUCGCGGAAGGCACGACGUAUUCCCUGCCCGUGGUCCCCCCCGUGGUUCCCCCCGUGCCCCCCAAACGCGUCCCGCCGCCGAAACAGUGGGCCCUGCCGGGCCAUCGACACGAACUCCCGCGUCGCAGCGACGGAGACGGUCGGUCCAUGACGGAAUCCAAUUACGCCGCGUGUUCUCCGCAGGACGCGAAGACCCGCGGGAUCCUCCGAGCCGACUACGCCGCGUUCAACCCGGCCUACGAGGACGAGAACGAGACGCCGACCGGAUCGGCCGCGACCCUCGACGCUUCCCAGGUCGAAGAGAUCACGGAGUACAUCGAGGAGGUGUUGAAGCCCCGAACGGGGAGCGAAGAGAGGAGAUCCUCGGGGAAGGGGAGCCGAGGAAGCCGACUCUCCGGGGGCUGGACUCGUCCCUUCAAGGUGUUCCACCCCGGAGCAUCCAACACGACUCAUUGAUCCGUGCGGUCCGGCCGUGUCUCAUGCGGGCGCGAGAGCGAGUGCAGCCGACGCGAGUGCCAGAGAUGGAGAUAUUUAUAUUGUGAUGUCGGUGCCGAGUUGCCUUUACCGCGAGGAGCAAUAAAGGGCCAUUUCUCGUUUGCGAGUUCGCGAUUAGGGGAAUCCGUCGGAUCGCGUUUCUAAGCGGU